Molecule: messenger RNA, 1220 nt
Organism: Radiomyces spectabilis
Lineage: Eukaryota; Fungi; Mucoromycota; Mucoromycetes; Mucorales; Radiomycetaceae
Product: peptidase S8/S53 domain-containing protein
Exons: 4
Coding region: 1-1071 (356 amino acids)
Biological process (GO): proteolysis
Molecular function (GO): serine-type endopeptidase activity
Source: RefSeq, a predicted model, not a curated record
AUGGAGCCAGCUUGCCUCUUUUUCGUCGUCAUCAUUUUAUGUGUCGUUGGGGUCGUCGAGCUGCGACCGACGCAUAUUAUCAAGCUAAAAACGGCCCAUAACCGUUCCUCUGCUGCUCGUGUUCUUCCCAGAUCGGAAAAUGCGAGUAUGCCAAACGACAGUGUAUCUGUGAAGCGCGAUCAGUAUACACACGAAUCCCCAAGUUGGGGCAUUGCCCGCGUUUACCACCGCGAGCGCAAUGAGUUGUCGAGUUAUACAACCGAUACGGGAGCACUGGGUGACGGCGUCCAUAUUUAUAUCUUUGAUACAGGCAUCAACACGGCUCAUCCAGACUUUGGUAAUCGAGCGAAACAUGAAGGCUGCUUUGUAGACAGCGAAGGAGAUGAAGACCGUUCAGGCCACGGCACUCACGUCGCUGGGAUCAUCGGUGGUCAGACCUUUGGUAUUGCAAAAAAUGCAAUUUUACAUAAUGUGAAGAUCCUCGACCGCCGUGGAGACGGAUCAACCGUGGCCUUGAUUCGCGCCAUUGCUCAUGUCAUCAAAGUGGCGAAACCAGGCAAGGCAAUAAUCAACCUGUCUUUGAGUGGACCCCGUUCACAGACCAUCGACGACGCUCUCGACGCUGCUGCUUUAGCCCAUAAUAUCCCUGUGUUUGUAUCGGCCGGAAAUUCAGCGGACGAUGCUUGCGACUAUUCACCCUCAGCGAACCCCAGUGUAUUCACCGUAGGCGCUUCCACAAUCACCGAUACAGUCGCCCACUUUUCGUCUUUUGGACAAUGCGUCCGUAUGUAUGCUCCCGGGGUUAACAUCACUAGCAGUUGGUUGCAGAGUGGAUCCCAUGUUAUGGAUGGAACAAGUAUGGCCAGUCCACAUGUCACAGGAAUUGCAGCUGUACUGAUGUCUCGCUAUCAAUACCAAAGCGUUUAUGAUUUAUACAAUGUCCUCAUGUCGAUUGGCACUCAAGGAAAACUUAGCAUGGCCCAUGCUGACGGUGAAAGCGGUGCGUCGAAAUUCCAGCAUUAUAACAUCAGUUACGUUGUCAAUUUCAUUCUUGUCAAAUUUAAGAUUUAGGAAAAUCCUUUUCCACAUCGCUUCUUUAAAUGCUACUUUGCAAUCAUUCAAAAAAAAAGAACACCAAAUAUCGGAAAAAACGCAUUGUUGCACGCUAGUAAAAUAUCUACAAUAAAUAGUAACAAAACAGUGAGUGCUGAAUCAAAAUG